Molecule: messenger RNA, 630 nt
Organism: Metopolophium dirhodum (rose-grain aphid)
Lineage: Eukaryota; Metazoa; Arthropoda; Insecta; Hemiptera; Aphididae
Exons: 5
Coding region: 1-630 (209 amino acids)
Source: RefSeq, a predicted model, not a curated record
AUGGAUAAUUCUAAUGAGCGUGAUUUAGUUAUCAACAAUGCUAUACAACAAUGCUGUGACAUUAUAUUUUCCUCUUUGUCUGAUGACAGUGAAGAUGACGGCAAUGAAUAUGAAUAUGUAGUACAUUGUUUAGAAAGUAUAGAAACUAAAACUGCAAUACCUAGGUUGCAAAAUUAUGUUGAAACGAUCGUACCACAAUUCAAUGAUGGCCAAUUCAAAGCUAAUUUCAGGAUGCUUCCAACCACAUUCGAAUUUGUAUUGACUCUAAUUGCUCCAAAGUUAAAUAGAACAAAGCCAGGUUACAAAUCUGUUUCACCAAAUAAACAAUUUUUAGUUGCAAUUUGGAAAAUGGCUACUCCGGACUCUUACAGAUCAAUUUGUGAAAAAUUUGAUGUGGGGCGGGAAACUGCAUUAAGAUCUUUCAUAACUUGGCCAAGCGAGGAAAAAGCUGAGGAAAUUAAAAAUGGAUUUUUUUCUACCAGCACUUUUCCAAAUGUGCUUGGUGCAAUUGAUGGGACACAUAUUAACAUUCCUGCACCUCGUGACCAUCAAGAAGCUUAUGUUAAUAGAAAAGGACACCAUUCAAUUCAAUUACAAAAACAAGCUACAAAUCCAAAUCAAGAGAUGUAG